This is a messenger RNA of Acanthosepion pharaonis, 762 nucleotides long. Lineage: Eukaryota; Metazoa; Mollusca; Cephalopoda; Sepiida; Sepiidae. The record is from the annotation of a GenBank genome assembly.
AUGGCUAAUAUUUUUCUUUUUCUUACUUGGGUACCCACAAUGCAACAGGCAAGCGAGGUUAUUCGAUUUUUUUUCUUCCUUUCUAAUUCAUGGUUCCCUAAUACGUUCCCCUUUCUUUUUCUUCUUUUUUUUACCUUGUUCGCCGUUCUUGAUCCUCCUUUUCAUUUUAUUACUAUUGCUUGCUUCUUCUUUCUUUCUUUCUUUCUUUCUUUCUUUUUAAUUCAUCGUUCCCUAAUACGGCCUCUCGCUUCGCUUCACUUGCCCCAUUUGUCAUUUUCCUCCAAAGUUUUCCAGACCAUUUCGCUCAGGUUACACACUUGUUUGCAAUCAUUUACGCAACUUUUUCUUUUGGUCGUUAUUCAUUUCCUUCCCACCUCCUUCUCCUUAUCCUUCUCUCUCCACCCCCGCCUGUUUUUUUCUUCUCGGCUCUUGUCUUCUGCGUCAUUGUCUCUGUUUUAUCAUUAUUUUCUUUUUCCUUCUUCUUCUUCUUUAUUCCGCUUUUCUUUCCUUCCUCUCCUAUUUCACUUUUCUUUUCUUCUUCUUCUUCUUCUUCUUCUUCUUCUUCUUGAUUUACGGCCACAUAACGGCAAAAUACCGGUUCCCUUAUUCCUAAUUCUCUUAUUUCUCCUUCUUUUUUUUCUAUCUUUUCUUCCUUCUCCUUCUUUCUUUUACUUCCUUACUGUAUCUUCUUUCCUUUCCUCUACGUGUCUCGCUAUCAUUCAAAAUGUCCGCCCAUUAUUUCAGUCCGGAAUUGAACACUAA